AUGUCUUCAACAGCUAUUCAAUCCGUUGUACCAAAAGAGGAAGAAGGUAUAUUAAACUAUCUUUUGGAUGUCAGAAGUUCACUGGCAAAAUUAAAACAAAAUAGAACCCAAUUUUUGAAUUCCAAGGAUGUUCAAAGCACAUAUCAAGAAGUUCUAACUAAAGUUAGAGAACUGGACGAAAUUAGAAAAUCAUCGAAUUCAAAGACACUAUCUUCUAAUGAUGCUACUCUGAUUCAUAAUAGACAAUUACAUAAUAGAGUGGACUCUGUGCUUGAUGAUGUUUUCCAGCUAUUGUCUCUAUGUUUUUUAACUGUUGGUUUGAAAAACUCGGCCCCUGCCACUUAUGCAUCUUUGUCCACUGUGCAAAGUUUGUUGGAACAUUUAGAAGAGUCUAGAAUUUAUACACACCAUGAUUUGAAACCAAUUAAGGAUAGACUGGACGAAAUCUCAAAAAUUGUAGAGAAAAGUUGUGCCCAACCAUUAAUCGAAUCAGCCAAGGAUAAUGAUGAAAUAACAGCAAAAGUUGCUAGUGAAAGGAAUAAAAAUAAAUUGGAACAGGAUUUAUUGUUACGUGCCAAGUUACAACAUUGUAUCGACGAAUAUAAUAAAAUUGAAUCAAAUCUUGAAGAUAUCGACCCUGAAUUAAAUGGUUAUAUGGAAAAACUUUACCAAAUUAGAAGAGGACUUUUGUCCCUAGUGGCUCUUUUAAAGAACACAGAUGACCAAACCAUCACUGACACAGAACUUAAAGACGGUCUAGGUGGCGAUCGUCCUGGUUUUUCUUCUUCUUCUUCUUCCUCUUCUUUUAUUAAUAGAAAAAAUGAUAUUACUGAGAAAUAUUCUCUUUUAAAAAAACAGUUAGAAGAAGUUGAAACUGAAGUUCGUAACAUCAGUGAUUCUUCAGCCCCAGGUCAAACAAGAAAGGGUGAAUCUGUGCUUAAUGGUCUCUUGGACGAUUGUAAUGAUUUGGUUAAUGAUUUAUCGUAUCAAUCAGAAGGUCAAAUAAGUCUAAAGAUAUCCUUUGACCCUACUUUACAAGAGAUAUAUAAUAAAUUGGUUGAAAUUAAAACAUCAUUGUCUAAUUUAAUGAUAACAAGAAGAUGGACACUAAGAGAAACUGAUUUGUUUUCAUAUCAAAAACAAUUGAGUGAAAUAGACGGUAAAAGAGUUCAUGGUAAAUUUCCAACUGAAUCAGGUGACUCUAAAGGUCAAGCCAUUUUACUGUACUUGCUACGUAGAUGUUAUGCUAUUAUUUAUAAAUUAUUAGAAAGUUCUGAACCUGUCUCAGAAGCUUUACAGCCAAUUCAUAAUCAGUUGUCAACAGUACGUCGUUGUUUGUUGGAAUUGAAAAGAAUGGGUGGAGUUGAAAAUGAAAGAGAGUUAUACCCAUAUCAAAUGAAGUUAGCAUCUCUAGAUAAUUUACGUAGAGAUGGUAAGUUCUAUGAUGCUGAUGGUAAUAUUCCGGAAGGUCAAGGUAUAUUAAAUGCUUUACUAGCCGGUUGUUUUGAUAUUAUCCAUGAAUUAAAGGUAGAAGCUGAGGAACGUGAAGGUUCGGGUUCUGAAAAUAAUUGA
Molecule: messenger RNA, 1572 nt
Organism: Arxiozyma heterogenica
Lineage: Eukaryota; Fungi; Ascomycota; Saccharomycetes; Saccharomycetales; Saccharomycetaceae
Gene: CUB1
Product: Cub1p
Exons: 1
Coding region: 1-1572 (523 amino acids)
Cellular component (GO): cytoplasm; nucleus
Source: RefSeq, a predicted model, not a curated record